AUGGCAGACCCGUCGCCGCCCACACGGCAUGCCCUGUCGUGGCUGACAGAUGCGAACUACUUCAGCAUACCUGCAUGGUACCCCAUCUACUUCCUCACGAGCCAACUGCGCUCGCUGCCCUACCCGGAGACCGAGUAUCGUGGGAAGACGGUAGUCGUGACCGGCGCCAAUGUGGGUCUCGGCCGGGAAGCCGCGCGUCACUUCUGCCGCCUCGGGGCGGCCAAGGUCGUCCUGGCCUGUCGCGACCUCGACAAGGGCCGGGCGGCAGGGGCCGACAUCGAGAAAUCCACGUCGAGGGCGGGGGUCGUGGACGCGUGGCAGCUCGACCUCGGCAGCUUCGAGAGCGUGAGGGCCUUCUGCCGGCGCGCGGACGCCGAGCUGGACCGCCUGGACGUCGUCGUCGAGAACGCUGGCGUCGCCAUCGGGACCUACGUCGAGUGUGACGGCGGGUUCGAGAGCACCGUCGCCGUCAACGUCGUGUCGACCUUCCUCAUGGCCCUGCUCCUGCUGCCGACGCUGAGGCGGACCGCGGCGAGGUUCAAUGUCGAGCCGAGACUGGUGGUGGUGUCCUCGGACGCACACCUUUUUGCAAAGUUCGCUGAGCGGCAGCAGCCGAACAUCUUUGAGGCCUUCAAGGGCAAGGAGAACAUGAACGAGGACCGGUACAACCUGUCAAAGCUGUUGGAGGUCUUCGUCGUCAGGCAGCUCGCUUCCGAGAUGGCGCCCAACGACCCUGUCAUCAUCAACGCCCUCAGCCCUGGCUUCUGCCAAUCAACCCUCUUCCGCCAUGCUCCUGGCUUUCUGCGGGCUAUCCUCGAGAUAGGCGUCCGCAUCAUUGGGAGAACCUCCGAGGUGGGCUCGCGCGCUCUGAUGUCUGCGGCUGCCGCCGGUAGAGAGACACACGGCGGGUACAUGGACAACUGCAAGCCCCGAGACCCGGGCCCGUUUGUGCUGAGCGAGGAGGGCGCGCAACUUCAGCAGCGGGUGUAUAAGGAGCUGAUGGAGGUGCUGGAAGAUAUUGAGCCGGGUAUCACCAAGAAUAUCCGCGCAUGA
Diaporthe citri is the source of this 1053-nucleotide messenger RNA. RefSeq lists its product as uncharacterized. NCBI's taxonomy places the organism in Eukaryota, Fungi, Ascomycota, Sordariomycetes, Diaporthales, Diaporthaceae. The record is from RefSeq and is a predicted model, not a curated record. Bases 1 to 1053 code for a protein of 350 amino acids. The transcript is spliced from 3 exons.